ACCUACAUUUUGACGAUAACAGGGAGGAUUAGCGUGACAGUGCAGUCACCUAGCGGACCAAACCAGCCACUAUCUUCUUCUUUUUUAUUAUUAUUAUUAUUAUUAUUAUUAUUUUCUUUUCUUUUUCUCUCUUUGGCAUCAUUUGACCAGGGUACCGUAUGACCCUCUUUAUCAACGCUUCUUUGCAACUUUAACUCCUUUCAUUUCCCUAUGUUCGUUUUCUCUUUCUUUUGCAAAUAUGGCCGUGGAGCUCGUGAUGGGGUACAGGAAUGACAAUUUUGUUGCUAAAGCAGAAGAGAAUGCUGUUCAAGAAGCUGCGUCUGGGUUAGAGAGCGUGGAGAAGCUCAUCAGGUUGCUAUCACAGACUCAGCAACAACAACAACAACAACAAUACCAAUCCUCUUCAACUUCAAAGUCUUCCAUGGAAAUUGAGAUGGACUGCAGAGCUGUCGCUGACGUGGCUGUUUCCAAGUUCAAGAAGGUGAUUUCACUUCUGGGUCGAACCAGAACCGGUCAUGCUCGCUUCAGAAGAGCCCCUUUGGUUAACCAAAACCCUGAAAUACAACCACGUCCUGAACCAAGAGUCUAUCAUGCGACGCCGUUGCAGCAGAUCCCACCACCAACCCUUCAUCCGCACCAAGCUCACAGUUUGAUCCACAAAAAUGGGGCCAUUAUUGAGUCCAAGACAAUUAAUUUCUCCUAUUCCUCUGCUGCCAAUUCAUUCAUCUCGUCACUCACCGGCGACACCGACGCUAAACAACCAUGCUCGUCGUCGCCGGCGACACCUUUUCAGAUCACGAAUAUCUCUCAGGUUUCCUCGGCGGGAAAGCCUCCACUUUCCUCGUCUUCGUUGAAGAGAAAGUGUAGCUCUGAGAAUUUGGGUUCUGGCAAGUGCGGCAGUUCCUCUAGCCGCUGUCAUUGUUCAAAGAAGAGAAAAAUGAGGUUGAAGAGGGUGGUGAGGGUACCAGCAAUAAGCUUGAAGAUUGCUGAUAUUCCACCUGAUGAUUAUUCUUGGAGGAAGUACGGACAGAAACCCAUUAAAGGAUCCCCUCAUCCUAGGGGUUACUACAAGUGCAGCAGUGUCAGAGGGUGUCCAGCGCGCAAACACGUUGAGCGGGCUCUAGAUGACCCAGCUAUGCUGGUAGUUACCUAUGAAAGCGAGCACAAUCACUCCCUCUCUGCUUCCGAAGCUACUAAUCUCAUCCUAGAAUCCUCUUAACUUACCUUCGUUUCCCAUCACAAGUAUAUUCUCAGAGCUUGUACAAUUGCAGCUUUAAUCUCGAAGGAGAUUGGUGGGUGUUCCAUGUUCUUAUUCCUUUAUCUUUCUCGUUCUUUUCAAAGACUCGGACAUUGGGAAUCCAUCACGAUUAUAAUUUAUUAUAAAAAAAAAAAAGGUGAAGAUGGUGGAUUUGUUAACGGAUUUAAAUCCCAAAAAAAGAAAGAAAGAAGUGGGGUUUGAUUCCUUUUUUUUUUUCCUAUUUGAUUGCUUUACCUGUGGUGCUUAUCUUAGAUGCCCAUCAUCUCUCAACUUUA
This is a messenger RNA of Gastrolobium bilobum, 1533 nucleotides long. Its product is annotated as probable WRKY transcription factor 15. The record is from RefSeq and is a predicted model, not a curated record. The transcript has 3 exons. The coding region runs from base 239 to 1219 and encodes 326 amino acids. Gene Ontology annotation, biological process: regulation of DNA-templated transcription. NCBI's taxonomy places the organism in Eukaryota, Viridiplantae, Streptophyta, Magnoliopsida, Fabales, Fabaceae. Gene Ontology annotation, molecular function: DNA-binding transcription factor activity; sequence-specific DNA binding.